AUGAUGCUACCUGCGGAGGCCAGAGGUUUUAAGUAGAGACAGAACAUCUCCUCAACUGCAAACUGGCUGCAGUCUUUGGCUGUCAUCUAUUGCUGUUGCUUUUACUUCCCUCAAGUUGCUAACCAUGCUGAAGAAGUUCCUGUUCACCUCGACCUUGUUAGGUUUGGUGCUGGCUUUCCCAAGAGAAAUACCAGAUACGGUCACUUCUUACAGUGAUGACACAACAGCAAGUCCUUCUGAUUUCACCACUUCCUACAUAGUGGAAACAACAUCACAGACAAAUGAUUUCACCAGAUUUUCUACUGAAGAGGCAACAGCAGAAACAGUUGACUUCACCACUUCUUACAUUGAGGAGACAACGGCAGAGCCAAAGGAUAUAACCCCUUUUUAUACUGAAAACUCAACCUUAGAGGCUACAGAGGACCCUGUAACCAGUCUGAGUGGAGAAUACAAGACUGGAUCUGCUGAACCUACCGCUUUUGUGACUGGAGAAGAGUUCAAGGAAUCCAGUACCAGUGGGAGUGGAGAUCUGUGGAGUGAGUACCUUGAAGCCAGCACUCUCACAAAUGAAGCCUAUCCAACUGGAACAGCCAAUGAAUCUAGGACCAUCUCCACUGAACUAUAUACGCUGGAUGGACCAUCUGAACUCAGCACCAGUUUGAAUGGAGAAUCUGUGACUGAGGGACCACAGGGCUCCAGUAACACCCAGGAUAAUGUGGGAAGUGACCAGCCGUUCUACAAAAUGGGGACAAUAACAUUUGACAACCUCACUCUGAGCAACUUGGAUGAAAGUUGUUAAUUAUCAUCAUGAAGAGGGUGAUCAUCUGAAAAAACAUAAGAGGUGACUGGAGCUGCGCUGCAGCCUGGAUUAACUGAACUGGUGAUGGGGUAUAUAGGUCAGUGCUGAAGGAUAAGCGCAUGGCUGGACCCGUUAGAUCUGUGUCAGAGGUGAUGUGCAUUGGUUGUACUGCAAUUAUAUCUGAAAAUGCUCAGAGUUGGUAUUAUUUCUUUCUAUAACAGAUAUAAGUUUUGUUUCCCCAUGUCUGUCAGUAAGAUCUGUUUAAAUAAU
Molecule: messenger RNA, 1069 nt
Organism: Mauremys mutica (yellowpond turtle)
Lineage: Eukaryota; Metazoa; Chordata; Testudines; Geoemydidae
Exons: 14
Coding region: 125-799 (224 amino acids)
Source: RefSeq, a predicted model, not a curated record